CCCAUCCAGCCACCCGGACACUUCAUCUGUCAUCCUCCGGAAAAAUCUCAACUCUUUCGGCGUACACCGACGACUUGACAGCUGGAUUUUUGUUCUUCUUCAUACGGCUGUCGAAGACGACGACGACGCCGGCGUCGUGUCGUGUAAUUUUGCCGGUGAAAGUGCCUGUUUUGUAUUUUUUUCCUCCCUCCCUUCUUGCCUCCCUCGUAAAAGUAACCCUAGCCAGAAUUCCACCUCGUCGCCAGCGAGCUAACAAGGCUAACGUUAGCCUGCUUCUCCGACGAGUAACUGUGUAUGACACUGCCUUAAAUCCACCCAAAGGCGUUCCUUCGGCUCUAUUUGGACUAUUUGACCCCGUUUGAAUGACUUCCUGAUUGCCGAGAUACUUUUUUCGUCCAAAAAGAAGAGCGGCUUGACUGGCGAGCUAAACGGAGCUAACCCCGAGAGGCGCCGCGUUUGCACCGACACCCGGGACUGGGCACGUCGCCAACGCCGAGGAGGAGGUGGAGGGGCGGCCUAAGGCUUGACAGCUUCCCCCCGGGUAAGGCGGGCUCGAAGAGGCCCGGAGCCCGCCACUCUGCGAGGGCACAGGCGUCGCUGAGCCGCGGGGAGACACCGGCUUGAAGGGAGGGGAGGAGGACCAGGCGGAUUUUUGACAAGUGGGAUCCGGGAAGUAAACCGGGCACUGACCUCAUGAAUGGAAAUCGGAACUACAGGAGCCGUUGGGGCCCAGUCCCUGUUCGCCAUGCCUCGGCGGCCCGGCUAUGGCACCAUGGGCAAGCCCAUCAAACUGCUGGCCAACUGCUUCCAGGUGGAGAUCCCCAAGAUGGACGUCUACCUCUACGAGGUGGACAUCAAGCCUGACAAGUGCCCGCGCCGAGUCAACAGGGAGGUGGUGGACUCAAUGGUGCAACACUUCAAGGUGACCAUCUUCGGGGAUCGCAGGCCGGUCUACGAUGGCAAGAGGAGUCUGUACACAGCCAACCCGCUGCCUGUGGCACCCGCAGGGGUGGACCUUGAUGUCACUCUGCCUGGCGAGGGGGGCAAAGAUCGUCCCUUCAAGGUGACCAUCAAGUUUGUGUCUCUGGUGAGCUGGCACAUGCUGCACGAGGUCCUGACAGGCCGGAGCAUGCCCGAUCCGCUGGAGCUGGACAAGCCCAUCAGUACCAACCCCGUGCAUGCCGUGGAUGUGGUGCUGAGACACCUGCCGUCCAUGAAGUACACGCCGGUGGGCCGCUCCUUCUUUUCGUCUCCCGAGGGCUACGAUCACCCCUUGGGCGGAGGCCGGGAGGUAUGGUUCGGCUUCCACCAGUCUGUACGUCCCGCCAUGUGGAAGAUGAUGCUCAACAUUGAUGUGUCGGCCACCGCCUUCUACAAAGCCCAGCCGGUCAUCCAGUUCAUGUGCGAAGUACUGGACAUCCACAACAUCGAUGAGCAGCCCCGCCCCCUAACCGACUCGCACCGGGUCAAAUUCACCAAAGAAAUCAAAGGUUUGAAAGUGGAAGUGACGCACUGCGGAACCAUGCGGAGGAAGUACCGCGUCUGCAACGUGACCCGCCGGCCGGCCAGCCAUCAAACGUUCCCUCUCCAACUGGAGAACGGCCAGACCGUAGAGCGUACCGUAGCCCUAUACUUCAGAGAGAAGUACAGCCUGCAGCUCAAGUAUCCGCACCUUCCCUGUCUGCAAGUGGGCCAGGAGCAAAAGCAUACCUAUCUGCCGCUGGAGGUUUGUAACAUUGUAGCUGGUCAGCGUUGUAUCAAGAAGCUGACAGAUAAUCAGACGUCCACCAUGAUCAAGGCCACUGCUCGCUCUGCGCCUGACAGACAGGAAGAAAUCAGCCGGCUGGUACGCAGCGCCAACUACGACGCCGACCCCUUCGUUCAGGAGUUCCAGUUCAAAGUGCGCGACGAGAUGGCCCACGUGACGGGGCGAGUGCUACCCGCCCCCAUGCUGCAGUACGGCGGCAGGGUGAGCACAGAGCACUUUAUGAACCGUACGGUGGCCACGCCCAGUCACGGUGUGUGGGACAUGAGAGGCAAGCAAUUCCACACCGGCGUUGAGAUCAAGAUGUGGGCCAUCGCUUGCUUCGCCACGCAGCGCCAGUGUCGGGAGGACAUUCUCAAAGCGUUCACAGACCAGCUACGUAAGAUCUCGAAGGACGCCGGAAUGCCCAUACAGGGUCAACCGUGCUUUUGCAAGUACGCCCAGGGCGCGGACAGUGUGGAGCCCAUGUUCAGACAUCUGAAGAACACCUACGCCGGACUGCAGCUCAUCAUCGUUAUCCUUCCCGGCAAAACUCCUGUUUAUGCCGAAGUGAAGCGUGUAGGAGACACUCUGCUGGGCAUGGCCACCCAGUGCGUCCAGGUAAAGAACGUGGUGAAAACAUCCCCUCAAACCCUCUCCAACCUCUGCCUCAAGAUCAAUGUCAAACUCGGGGGUAUCAACAACAUCCUUGUGCCACACCAACGGCCGUCAGUGUUUCAACAGCCAGUGAUUUUCUUGGGAGCGGAUGUUACUCAUCCACCCGCAGGAGAUGGCAAAAAGCCUUCGAUUGCAGCAGUGGUGGGCAGCAUGGACGCCCACCCCAGCCGCUAUUGUGCCACGGUGCGGGUGCAGAGGCCGAGGCAGGAAGUGAUCCAGGACCUGGCCUCAAUGGUGCGUGAGCUGCUCAUACAGUUCUACAAGUCGACUCGUUACAAGCCCACCCGCAUCAUCUUCUACAGGGACGGGGUGUCUGAAGGCCAAUUCAGACAGGUGCUGUAUUAUGAGCUGCUGGCAAUUCGCGAGGCCUGCAUUAGCCUGGAAAAGGAGUACCAGCCAGGCAUCACUUACAUCGUGGUGCAAAAACGCCACCACACACGCCUCUUCUGCGCCGACCGCAAUGAGCGAGUUGGGCGCAGCGGAAACAUUCCUGCUGGUACGACCGUGGAUACGGACAUUACCCAUCCUUACGAGUUUGACUUUUACCUCUGCAGUCACGCUGGAAUACAGGGCACUAGCCGACCCUCCCACUACCACGUGCUGUGGGAUGACAACUGUUUUACCGCCGAUGAGUUCCAGCUGCUCACCUACCAGUUGUGCCACACCUACGUGCGCUGUACCCGCUCGGUGUCGAUCCCCGCGCCUGCCUACUACGCCCAUUUGGUUGCCUUCCGCGCUCGCUACCAUUUGGUAGACAAAGAACAUGACAGCGCCGAGGGCAGCCAUGUGUCAGGUCAGAGUAACGGUCGAGACCCACAGGCCCUGGCCAAAGCUGUCCAGAUACACCACGACACCCUGAGGACCAUGUACUUCGCCUGAGCUGCAACCCACUCACACCACCAUUUCCAUCUUCCACACAUGAACACUCUCUCACACAAACACACAGCCAUACAUAGAUGGCUUGCCAGUCAGAAAGUCCUCACACACACUCGCCUAGUCAAUCCGGACCCGACACUGUGCAGAGGGAAGCAGGGAGGAGAAGGAGGCGGCACCCCACACUGGAUAGAGGAUGCAAAAACGCUGCUUUUAACCAGAAAAAAAAAAAAACACAACUCAGCACUAAUAUGCAAUAGAAACCAGCCAACUCCUUUUUUAUUUCCAUCCUUUCUUCCUUUUUGUUUACUUCUUUUUAAGCUGUAGUCCCGCUCCUUCCCUUUCUAUUCUACCAAGCUGCUCCCCAGCACCUCAAGUCGGUUAAUCAGCAGCAGCACUUUUACAUUCUUUUUGUGUGUGUGUGUUUUUAAGCAAACGAGGGAGCAGAGCGGGAAGGCUCACAGAUUAUGAAUUCAUUUCCACCCCUUUCCUUCCUCCCUCUUGUGAAAUAACCAGUUCUUUGAGCACACUGCCACCAGCUGGCUACGAGGUAGAACGGCCUCCCUUGAGAUGCCGCUGUUAAAAUAAAACCCUUCUGUUCUGCUGUAGGUCAAAUUUAGAUUUCUUAAGCUUCUCCUCCACAAAAAGGGUUUAACUCGUAAUUUUUGUUGUUGGAAUUUUUUUUAAUUUUUAUUUUUUGGUGGCAGGUCAAAUUGACUAUUAAAAAUCAAUUUUUUUUCUUAAAUUAAAAAGUAUUAGAAUGUGAAAUUACAGGUUUAUUAUCUUAACUUUACUAUCAUAAAAUCUAUUUUUUUUCUUAAUACUUUACAAUCGUUUUAGGUCAACUUCUUACUCCGGCCCUAUUUUUAUUUAAAAAUAAAUAAAUAAAUAAAAAUAAAGAUAAACCUAUAGGGCCAGUGACUAUUUUUGGUCAUAAGUGCCUGGCAUCCACAUAUAUGCACAUCACAUUUUGAGUCACACAGGCCACAAUAUUAAUAUUUGGUAUACAAUUGUGGUCCAUAUCAGUGGUCCCCAGCCUUUUUUGCACCACGGACCGGUGUACUGUGGGCCUUUUUUUCACGGACCGGCAAUGUGUGGCAGAAAAUGAAAGUAAAUAUAACAUGUCGAGGCUAAAAACGAAUAUUAAGUGCAGGGAAAAUUUCACUCACCAUACAAUGAAUCAACCGUUUUCUUAACAGCGGCCUCUUUUAAAAUUUGUCGACAAAUAUGCGUGGUCGCAAACAUGAGUUCUUCUUCAAUGGUGAAAGGUUUCUUAGCGUUAGCAAUACGGUUAGCCAUGAGGUAUGAUGCUCUCAGCGCAUUCGCUUUUGUUGGCUUGUUUGCUAGCUUUUAGCCACAUAUUAUGCAGAAUGGACUUGGUUGUAGGCUCCUCUUCUGGCUCAGCAAGUUGCAUUUUUCCUGUAAAAAGUCUGUCUAAAGACGUCACCGACAACAGCAGCUAAAGUUACUGUUUACAUUGACUGGCGCUGGGCUGCUAUAGGUGUGCAUAACACCCUAGUAAUUGCAGCCAACCACUAGAUGGCGACAUACACAAAUUUUUACACGGAUUAGUCUAUAGAAGGGGUUGGGAACCUAUGGCUCGCAAGCCAGAUCUGGCUCUUGACGGCUGCACCUGGCUCACAGACAAAUCUUUAAUUAUUAAAAAAAAAAAAAAAAGUUUCGUCAUACUCCUUUGCGUAUUGCGCGAAACUGCGACGGUCACUGGUCAUAAGCUGGUGUUGUGCAGUAAUGAGCAGAUGUGACUUUUGCGGUGAAUGUUAACUUUUUUAAUAUAGAUUUAGAUAUCAUCAAAUAGCAACCGAGAUGUGCUACGUUAGUUCCUCCUAAAUCCCAUGCCAUUGGCUGCGUGAGCCCAGGGUGAUCAUGGGACACGUAGUAUUGGCCCGAAUAUAAGAUGGCCCUGAUUAUAAGACGACCCCCUCUUUUUCAAGACUUAAGUUUGAAAAAAGACUUUUUGAACACCAAAUUCAUUUUUAUACAGAAAAUAAUUACAGUACAUCCGAAACAAAUAAUUAUAACAAUAUAUUUGAGAGAAAAAGCACGUUAUUUUGCCUCAUUCAAAUCUUAAUAUCUGAACAUUUAAAUAUGUAAACUGAAGUGCAAUCACAUUCGUAAAUGAAUUGCUUCUGGUUUUUGAAACGUAAAUAAACCAUUCUAUUGUGAUAAAACAACAAAAUUGCAAUAACUGCAUUAACCAUCAAACUGAAGUCCAACUAACUGUAGUCUUGAAAAAAAUCUGAAUAAGGAAAUACAUUGCAAUAAAAUAAUGCAAACUGGUUAAACUUUAGAGUAGCUGAGAUCUGUCAUGACAGAACAUCGCUUCAAUGAUGUCUGGUGUCAUCUAGCGUCGUGAAUGGGUAUAACGUCUAGACCGCGAAUAUAAGACGACCCCCACUUUUUCAGUCUUAUUUGCAAAAAACACCGUUUUCAAUUCGGGCCAAUACGGUACUACAACUGGCGACUAGAAAGCAGGUUCGCAUUAAUUUUAGUGGGAAAGUGGCAAACAUACAUGUCGUGUCUAUCAAUUGCUUAGGCAACGCAGAUGAGGCAGAGACACUGUUCAAGUGGGGUUGCCGUAUUUUGCUGUCAAAAAUAGCGGCUGAUGUGUGCGUGAGAUCAGGAAGUAAACUUUCCUGGGUUUCAGUUUCAUUUUCUGCGUUGUCAUCUAAUUUUAGAAACCCUUUUGAGAAGAUGGCAAAAAAAAAAAAAAAAAAAUCGCACUUUUCAGCAGGACAUAAGGACAUAAAUGCGGCACUGUUUUUUUUUUUUUUAUCUUGCUUUGGAUGACACAACAGACGUAAGCUAUUUAUUCCAGUUCAGCGUGAUUGCAAGGUUUUGACUAUGAAAGGGACAACAAGAGGGGAGGAUUUAUUCAAGGUUCACUAAAGAAAAAAAAUCUACCGAUGGAUAAACUUGUUUUGGUGUGCACUGAUGGUGCUCCAUGCAUAAGUUUCUCAACGCCUGCUUAAGCUUAAACAAAAACUUAAACUACAAAGCCAUCCGCACAACCAUGCAGCACCAGAAGUCGCAUUAACGGUAAGAAAUACUCAUCAUUGAUCAGCAACAGCAUAACCAUGUUAAUAAAAAAGAAUUCAGAGACUUAUUGUACUUUUAAAGUGUUGAAAUUACAUAAAAUGCACACAUUACUUGUAUUUUUAGUUUUAAACAUAUUGUAUGGCUCUCACAAAAUUACAUUUAAAAAUAUGUGGUGUUUAUGGCUCUCUCAGCCAAAAAGGUUUGCGACCCCUGGUCUAUCGAGUAGACAGGGAUAUUGAUGUGUCAAGAGACACAGGCCAGAUUGCAGUCAUUAAAAUAUUUCUCUCUCUGCGGCCCAGUAGCAAAUUCACCACGGACCCCGCGGCCCAGUGGUUGGGGACCACUGGCCUAUAUGACUCAAGAUGUAAUCUCCAUAUAAAUGGAUGCCAGAUCUAAAUUAUUUUCAUGAAUCAAUACUGUGUUUAUAUUUAUCAUGCUGGAUCUGGCUCCAAUAACACUCUAGAUGAGUUUAAUUAUUAUUUUCAUCACACUGUAUUUAAAUGAGUGCCCUAUAAAUGCUUAAUCAACAAAUGUAGCAGCAAGGUUCAACUUUUAAAAAUUGUUAAUUUGACUGACAGCCUAACAGGAGUGUUAUUAUACAAUAGGUCAUUUUGACUGGCAACAUAACAUGAUAGUUAAAAUUUACAACAAGGCAGUUUGACCUGCAGCAUUACUGGAGGGUUAACGAUAUCAGCUGUCACUAUAUUUUAUAUUGUCUUGAUAUAUUCAUCACAGCCAUUUUUGGAUUUUUUUGGUCUUAUUUAAAGUAUAACACUGUUGUUGUUUUUUUUUUAAGUAUCGUGUCGUCACCUCCCCAUUUUUAAUUGUCUUUUGCAUCAUGUGAAGCUUUGACAUAUUCUUUUACCUUGUUGCAACCAUUUCAUGUCCCCCGCAGCUAUUUGUCCUCCCUAUGAGUGGGAGAUCAUGUUGGAAGGUCUCCACUUGUGCAAUAAUGUGCAGACGGAAGGGAAGAGUGAAAUAAUUUACGUGUUUGGUGAAAGGUUAGCAGACUGUUCGGCACUUUUUAAAAGAAAACAUUAUUUUCCUCAUUUUCAGUGUACAACGUGCGGUUUUGACGACGUUUCAGCUUCUUACUUGAAGGAUUUAUACACGUGCGUCGUUUUGGAAUUCCCGAUAAACAACUUAUUUUGGACCUAAUUGCAGCAACGUGGAGUUCAAAGGCCAUAAAAGAGGGCGGGAGUAUUUAAGUGCCUGGUUAAAGGGUGAAUCGCGCCGUGACGAGCGAGCGACAUAGAAAAAAAAAAAGACAAGUUUCACCCGAUGCCUCGUGUUCUUCUCGAAAAACUGACUUUUGUACACGAUUUCAUCAAAAAAUCAGCGUGACUUCAAUGUGUGUUUAUCAUGUUUUUGCCUGUACCGCAGUGUUAGCCGUUAGCUUUGCUUGGACACAGCAGUCCGAUUGUCUUAUUAAUCAUCGUCACCGUUUUGAGUUGCUCUAUAAGGUAAGAUUGGCUUCGGAACAACAAAAAAAGCUGAAGAGUUGAGUGACUGAGCGCUUUUCAUCGUGGUUUACUCGGUCAAAAAAAAAAAGUCUGGAGAGCGGUCGCCACUCAACUCCUUUGCGCUGCUCAUGGUCUGAAGCUUUUUUUUGGGAGUGGGCGGAAGUAGGGAUGGGUGGGAAAUCCUUUACAAAAUUAACUGCACUAAAAGAAGCAUGUGUUCAAGUGUGAACACAGGCGUGGUGCUACUUGGACUGACGGGGAAUCUGAGAUUGAAAUGAAUUUGAGAAAUGUGGGCAAGUUGAGAAAAGUAGGAAAGCUCAGGGCGACCCCCAGUAGCUCACUUUAGUAAGUUUGGGACACUUCCUACUUCCUUUUUGGGUGUUGGAUAACUUUUGCUUCUCUAGUGAUUGCUACACAUCCCCUGUAGUGGGUAUUUGACGCCCACCACUUACCUGAAUGAUGAUUUAAUGUUGAUCCCCACUAUCUAAAUGGGUGUGGGAAAAGCCCAGUACUCUUUGAGUUUAAGAUGGUUCCAACAUAGACUUCACUAUCACUUGGUGGGGCCAAUCCAUAGGGGGCCUAUUUUAAAAAACUUAAAAUAUUUUCAAAGCCAAAGAUGCAAACGACCUAAAAGCAAAACAGAAACCUUCCCGCGGCGUAUAUGAGUCUCCAUGAGCAGCGACAUCAAAAUAGUCUGUCGUUCCCUAAUAAAAUCCUUAAUAAUUAUCUUUUUUUUAUUUAUUUAUUUUUUUAUACAAGUAUAACAAAUCUUCAAAUUGCUAUAAAAUUCUCAAAUUUUACGCUAGAUGCACAAAAAUCACCAAAUGCAGAGAUAAUUACCUAUAUUUUCAGGAUCAUUGGCAAUAUUUAACAUAUGUUUUUGCUCAACAAGCAACUUUUUUUUUUCUUUUCUCAAGUUUUCAACAGCUAAUGAAUCACUCAAAUUUCACAUUAAGCUUAAGGAAUGCAUGCAGAAUCAUCUUAAUCUUACUUAACAAAAGCAAAAUUAGCAUUUUUCUAUAUACAAUCACAACUUUAGGUUGAAUUCCGCUAUUGUGUAGAUAUACAAAAUCCAACAUGGCGACCGUCACAAAACAAAGAUUUUUAAGUUGAAAAUUCUUGCAAAUAAAAGCUUAAAUCACGGAAUUUCUAUUCUUUUCUAAAAUCGGGAGUAAUUCAUUUUCCGUAAAUAUUUCAAGCCAAAGCUAAUGUAUUGAUUAAUCCAACAUGGCGGCCGUCACGAAACAGAGUUUAAGUUCUUGCAAAUAAGUGCUUAAAUCGGGGAAUUUAUGUAUAUAUGAACGGCAGUCGUCAUUCAUUUUACGUAAACAUUUCAAGUUAAAGCUAAUUUUUUUCCAUUCAUUUCAUUGUUUACAACGUUUCAAAGUGCAUGCAUGGUGAAAGAUAUAAUAAUUACCUUGAAUCCUCGACCAAAUCACUCUUGAAACACUCCUGCGUGCUUGUAUGCAGUAAAACCUUCGUCCCAUUUCCAUCUAAAUCCGGCGUUAGAACACAGCAUGUGUUUAUCACAGCAAUGGAUCAGCCCCCUACGGGAUGGCAUGGCACAAAGUCUGUGUGAGUUAUCAACUGAUGGUGGAGUCUAUGGUACCAAGUUCAAUGACCACCUGCACUGCAAAAAAAGUUAAAUUUACAGUAAAAUACUGGUUUUGCGGUUAUUUUAUCGUUAUCCAUAUAUACCUGGUCUAUACAGAACCGGGGUUUUUAACCCUUACCGGCAUUUUGGCAGUUGAGUGUCCUGGCUACCAAGCUACUACAGACUGGUGAAAGGAAGUGCUGUGCAUUUAGGUCAGUUCUCCCUGAGGACCGAAGAGUGAAUCAGCAGAUGAAACUAGACUGGACUCUUAGCCCAGCAGUCAGCACGCUCAACUGCCACAGUAACAAUGCGGAUUCAAACCCUGGUGGGUGAGGGGCUGCAAUGAGAAAUGGAACGCAGUGACAUUACAUACUUAUACAGUCAUUUACUGUAAUCUACAUUUGAAAUGUAGUUAUCAUGGUAGUUAAUUAAUUUGACUGUAAACCGUAAAGUUUGUUUCUUUAACGGCAACAUUUCAACUAUAGGUGGAACUGUAUUUUACUGUAGAUUUAAAUUUUUUGAAACCUUUACUAUUUUUUACAGUGUGUUGUGGUCUGGCCCAAAGCCCUGCUAGAUGUGGUUUGACCUCCACUACUCUGGUGCGUAUAGGGGAAGCCCUGAAAACGGUACAGUUUAGAAAAGUCCUUUAUCCACUGUUGAUUUGGACUACUUUUAUGAGGCAUUCGGGUGGUCUGAGCCUUCAUGAUGGAAAGCCUUUUAAAGUAAAUUUAAAAAAAGCCAGAUCAAAAGUAUAUUUGUACAUUUGAAAUGUAAUGCACACCGAUUAUUUUUGCUAACAGAUUAAAAAAAGAUGUAGUCUACUUACUCUUAGUAAUAAAUGUAUUGACUUAUAUGUUAGGGUUUAAAAACAGUCAAGUUAAUUACAAAAGUUUUAUUAUAAUUAUUGCAAUAGACUGUUGACUUGUGUCGCUGUAAAUCGUAUCUUGUGUAUGUGCGAACGGUGACGGGUGGUCCAAAGUAGUGACGUGUCUUGACCGUGACUGUCGUACUGUUAGCGAUCGGGCGGCAGAACCGCUGACCGGACGUCGAAUGCUAAUUUUGUAGAUGUAUUUAAAGAGUGCGAAAUAUGUCGUAUAGCUCCUGAAUGUUCUUUGGCUUUUCUUUUGUCCACCUUGGUGCUGACACCUGCUCCUAAAGGGGCAAGUGAUUCAUUUUUAAAGAUUGUUGCAAGACUGAUCUAGGUAGUUUUUUUUCCUUCCUUUUUUUACACCUUCACAAUCUGGCAGAUACAGCAGUUCUCCAUGGAGAUUCUAAAGUUGAACUUCUCAGGCUAAUAGACAAACUAGGAAAGACCGUUCAUCUCCUUGUUUUGAUAACCCCACCACUGGAAACGCAUGACACUCAAUACCCCAGUCGGUAUGAGGCAGUCUUACUACUGCAGUGGUCUGUAGGUCCACUACCCUGUUGGGUCAUCGGUAGCCUUCAGUAGUCUGGUAUUGGUGCGAUAAUCUACACUGCUGGAAUGGAUAUAGCAUAGUCCCCAGGUCUCUUUUGUGGAAUGGCAUCAGGACUUCCGUUGAAUCUGAGGAAGCCCAGAGACCCUUGGGUAUGGAACGGUUCCUACUUCCCUUGUGAUUGUGGUAUGGUCUCAUCACCGUUUUAGGUCUGAGUAGAACACUUGCAGCUAGGCCACACUACUGCUAGAAUGGAUGUAGCUUAGUACCAAUGUCUCUCUUGUGGAAUGACAUCAUGACUUCCGUUGAAUCUCAGGAAGUACAGAGACCCUUGGGUACGGAACUGUUCCUACUUUCUUUGUGAUUGUGGAGUGGUCUCGCAACUGUUUCAGGUCUUGGUAGAACAUUUGCAGCUCUGCCACGCUACUGCUGGAAUGGAUGUAGUGUAGUCUGCAUGUCUCUCUGGUGGAAUGGAAUCAUGACUUCUGUUGAGUCUGAGGAAGUCCAGAGACCCUUGGGUAUGGAACAGUUCCUGCUUCCCUUGUGAUUGUGGAAUGUUCUUGCAACGGUUUGAGGUCUGAGUAAAACAGUUGCGGCUACGCCACGCUACUGUUGAAAUGGAUGUAGCGUAGUACCUAUGUCUCUCUUGUGGAAUGGCAUCACGACUUCCGUUGAAUCUCAGGAAGUCCAGAGACCCAGGGGUAUGGAACAGUUCCUACUUCCCUUGUGAUUGUGGUCUCGCAACUCUUUCAGGUCUUGGUAGAACACUUGAGGCUCUGCCACGCUACUGCUGGAAUGGAUGUAGCGUAGUCUGCAUGUCUCUCUGGUGGAAUGGAAUCAUGAGUUCUGUUGAGUCUGAGAAAGUCCAGAGACCCUUGGGUAUGGAACGGUUCCUCCUUGCCUUGUGGAAUGGUCUCGCAACACUUCCAGGUCUGAGUAGAACACUUGCCGCUAUACCACGCUACGUUGCACAUCCUCCAACCAUGAUCCUGAGAUACCCCUGAAGAUUUAGGCUGGUACUGGUGAUUCAGGUGGCUGUUGGACUUAACCCUACCUCUAGGGUGAUUCUAGGACGGCUCCGCAAGCCUGUCGUUUCUGGGCCCCCACUGAAAACAGCAAUAGCUUUUGGACAGCCCAAGUUGGGUUAACCACGCCUCGCACUACCCCAAUCUCCUGCCAAUACCCCUGAGGAUUCAGGGUGCUACUCACAACUCCUUGUCGUUCGACCCACCACCACCUGCUGGGUGAAAACGGGGGACAGCUCUUGAGCCAAGUAGCUCCUGUAACCCUUGGGUUAUGGGCCCCCACAGAAUACACCAGUAGGCUUGGAGCAUCCCAAGUAUGAUUAACCACAUUACUAUGGUUGGUCGCGAAUGUCCCUGAAGAUUUGGGAUGGUACUUGAGACUUGGAUGGCUGUUGGACCGGCCCCUGCCCCCCGUGUGAUUAUGGGACAGCUCCACUAGCCUGUUUGUUUUGAGGCCCCGAUCGAACCGAAAAAAAAAAUGGGUAUCGCAUUAGGACAUCCCCUCCCAAACAAGUAGUGUGUGGGACAGGUACUCAAGAGGGCAAUAUAUUUGCCCACCUGCUGCUGACACCUGUUCCAGCUGGCUGAGAGAUGAUGGAUUUUUACAAUUGACGCUUUUUACAUGCUGGUCAAUCUGCAGCGUAAUCCCCUUUAUCUUAGAGAACUAAUUUUUCCAGAUCCUGCACCAAAUCCCAUAAAGAACGUAAUGUCGGUCAUGUGUCAUCGAUGCAGAUUCAAGGCUGACUGCUUCUGUUUCAUUUACAGCUUUGCGAGAACAUCUAAGGUUAAGUGGUGCUCAGUGGUGGUCUGACACGCGUUUAUGAGGCCAUACUUUCCAAACCGUCGCGUGCCGAUAAAUGAGCUAACAUGAAAGUAAAUGGUGCAAGUUCAAGGGACGUUUUGCCAGGUUUUUACAGAAGAGUUUCAUCUCCCUUUAAAGUGGAAGGUGUUAUUCCACAGAAAGUAACGGCCCAUUCAGAAAGUGCCUUUCCUCUUGACUCAACAUUUUUUUCACCAACUCCCCUAAUGUCUGGCAAACAUUGGCAGUAUCUUGGACCUUGGAUUUUGUUGAUAUUGCACCACGUGGAGAAACCAUGAAUGUCAACCACAGCACUUUAGACUCUUGAGGUUCAGGCUCUUCAUUCUCAGCUCGGAGUGUUUAAUGCACCACUUGGACCUUUUUAAACGGGGAUGCCAACAAAAUGUUUUUGGGUGGGGGGUACCUGAAGCUUUCAUUCAUCUUGAAGGGCAUUUAAAAAGAGAAGACCAGCAUCAGUAUUGAAGCGUUCAGAGCACUCCCACAUGCUAAUGCUAGUGCAAUGCUGGGGUGGGGCGGGGGUGGGUUAGCGAGCCAGUAUGGUGUGGACUGAAAGGGUGUUCGGUCCAGGUGGGAUUUGGGGGGCGGCAACUGUUAAUUUAUUUUCUUUUUUUUUUUUAAGGAGUUCUCGGAAACACUGCACCUCACUUACCUUGGUAUGCUGCAUAAUGUUCUACGGCGUAAGAGAGAACUGCAAAUGCUUAUACGACACAUAUAUAUGUAUACAUAUAUAUAUAUAUAUAUAUCGUGCUCAAGUAAUGCCUGACAUUCUUAUAACUUUUAGAGUCCAAAUACAUAACUGUAAAAAAAAAAUUUUUUUUUGUCUUAACAGUUUUUUUAGACUUGUUCUUGAGCCGACUUUUCCUUUUUGUUGUCCUAUUUAAAUGUGUUAUUGAAAUAUAUAUAUAAGAAGCCUAUAUAUGCGGAGUAUUUUAUGGCGUAUUUAUUGAGUGUUUAUAUUUUUGGGAAGGUGUUUGGAGCCUUAUUCUCGUACGCGCAAGCACAACAAUAUUUGAGGACAGGCUGAUUUUUAAAAAAAAACGGACUUCCGCUUUAAUUUUGCUUCCAAACGCCAAACCCGACGUCAUAAUCCGUUUCGGACUUGGUCCGCCACGUGGAUUCCAUCGGCUGGAUUUCGCUACACGCUUAAAAGUUGAAGCGAAAAUGCGCUCGAAUUGUAUUGCGCGUUUUCGAAUUUAGCGUGAAUAUUCCGAAAUUUUUGUGAGUAGCCUACCUACGAAAGAUCUUGUCGAGUUCUUGUGCCACAGGAGGUCGGGCGUCAAGAAAAAAAAGCCUUAAAUGUGUCCUAAGCCUGCGUACUUGAAACCGAUCGUACGUUUCGUCUCUUUUCGUUCCAAAACCACUAAAAUCGCUACGCUAAAGUUGCUCUGUUCGGGAUGCUACCGAGUUUUGCCUCAGAAUAUUUUCUGUCGUGUCCGGCUAACGCGAGUGUCGAGUAUAUCGCGAUGAGAAAAUCCGAUCAGUAGAGCUAGUGACACCUGUGCCUGUAUCGCUUUUUUUUGGCACUUACGCAAACAAGAUUGUUUGAUACUGCAACUACAUUUACGAAAUCCGAAUGAACAUUUUUUCCCCUUCCCAUCAUCAUUCCAGUACCGAAGUUGAACCAAAUAUUGCGAAAGAGAUUAAAACGUCCCGGUUGCUCGAUCGUGGCCAAGGAAACAUUUCAUUUGACACACUUUUGUUUUUGCAACGUAGCAUCUCCUUGCGUCAGUCGCAUGUCUAAAGAUCUCUGUGACGACGCCUCUGUGAUUGGCAUUUGUCGCAAAUGUUGUACCGCGACAGCUUGAUUCCUUUUUGUAACUUCUUCCUUUAGGUUGUUGCCCUUUUUUAGUGUUGCUUUGCCUUUGUUUGAAGUGUAUGUUUGACUAAUACUUGCAAUAAAAUGCUUUGCUUUACCUUGAU
Molecule: messenger RNA, 14589 nt
Organism: Corythoichthys intestinalis (scribbled pipefish)
Lineage: Eukaryota; Metazoa; Chordata; Actinopteri; Syngnathiformes; Syngnathidae
Gene: ago3a
Product: argonaute RISC catalytic component 3a
Exons: 19
Coding region: 698-3301 (867 amino acids)
Biological process (GO): DNA integration; regulation of stem cell proliferation; regulatory ncRNA-mediated post-transcriptional gene silencing
Molecular function (GO): single-stranded RNA binding; RNA endonuclease activity; protein binding
Source: RefSeq, a predicted model, not a curated record